Pogona vitticeps (central bearded dragon) is the source of this 1305-nucleotide messenger RNA. The record is from RefSeq and is a predicted model, not a curated record. Lineage: Eukaryota; Metazoa; Chordata; Lepidosauria; Squamata; Agamidae.
AGAGGGGGGGGGCGGCAGCAGCGGGUAAUGCCAGGCCCCGGAGGUGCCCAGCCUGUGCCAGUCUCGCCCCACCUUGGGGUGUUCAAGAAAUCCAGCCCCAACUGCAAACUCACAGUGUACCUCGGCAAGCGGGACUUUGUGGACCACCUGGACAGAGUUGACCCCGUAGACGGAGUGGUCCUUGUUGACCCUGAAUACCUGAAGGAUCGGAAGGUGUUUGUGACGCUGACCUGCGCCUUCCGCUACGGACGUGAGGACUUAGAUGUUCUGGGCCUCUCCUUCCGCAAGGACCUUUUCUUGGCUUCAUGGCAGGCCUUCCCGCCCCCCGAGGAAGCCCCCGAACCUCUCACCCGCCUGCAGGAGCGGCUGCUGCGGAAACUGGGUGCCAACGCCCACCCGUUCAGCUUCAUAGUAAGAGAGGGGAGGGAAGAACCCCCAAUCCCUGCACAGAUUCCCUGCAGGGCAGGGGGAGGUGGGGGCUCCGCGUGUGGAGUUGAUUUUGAGAUCCGGGCUUUUUGUGCCAAAAACCUAGAGGAGAAAAUCCAUAAAAGGAACUCCGUCCGCCUCGUCAUCCGGAAAGUCCAAUAUGCCCCGGAGAAGCCCGGCCCGCAGCCCAUGGCUGAGACCACACGCCAUUUCCUGAUGUCCGACCGCUCUUUGCACCUCGAAGCAUCCCUGGACAAGGAACUUUAUUACCACGGGGAGCCCAUCAGCGUCAACGUCCACGUUACCAACAAUUCCAGCAAAAGUAUCAAGAAAGUGAAGGUGUCUGUGCGGCAGUACGCGGACAUCUGCCUCUUCAGCACCGCCCAGUACAAGUGCCCCGUGGCCCAAAUCGAACAGGAUGACCAAGUCGCGCCCAGCUCCACCUUCUGCAAGGUUUACACGCUCACGCCCCUCCUCAGCAACAACCGCGAGAAGCGGGGCCUUGCGCUCGAUGGGAAGCUGAAGCACGAGGACACCAACCUGGCUUCCUCCACCAUCGUGAAAGAAGGCGCCAACAAGGAGGUGCUCGGCAUCCUGGUCUCCUACCGUGUCAAAGUGAAGCUGGUGGUCUCGCGGGGAGGGGACGUCUCUGUGGAGCUGCCUUUCGUCCUGAUGCACCCCAAGCCCCUGGACCAGAACUCGCCCUCGCAGCCUCAGCUUGCUGCUCCAGAAACGGCAGCACAACCCAUCGUCUAUAAAAAGGAACGCACACGUCUCACAAGCUAUGAGCAGGAUGACGACAUUGUGUUUGAAGACUUUGCCCGCCUGCGGCUGAAGGGGAUGAAAGACGACAAGGAGGACGACGACCAUUUCUGCUAA